GGAAAUGCUGACAUAACAAACCACAAAUUCAGUCAUUGCUAUAUAUUUAUCGCAUCAUUGCCUCCAACUUCUCAUCAUUAUUCGUCAUUUCAAUCUUCCUUAUCUUACUGUUCUUCGAUAUCUUUUGACUAUAUUCUAGGGCUUUAAUUGGGAUUUUUUCAGCUUUUUGUCGCCAAUGGACGUGGAGGAUGACCCUGAACAUCUUAUUGUUCUUGUUCAUGGCAUCUUGGCAAGCCCAAGUGAUUGGACGUAUGCACAAGCAGAGCUAAAAACGCGGUUGGGAAGAAACUUUGUGAUGUAUGCAAGUUCGUGUAACACUUUCACUAAAACCUUCACUGGGAUUGAUGGAGCGGGAAAGAGGCUAGCAAAUGAAGUCAUGCUGGUUGUAAAGAGGAGAGAACAUACCUUAAAGAAGAUCUCCUUUUUAGCUCAUUCUCUUGGUGGAUUGAUUGCAAGAUAUGCACUUGCUCUUCUUUAUAGUGAUGAUCUGGUUGCUGCUUCAGCUACUACAAACAUCAAGCAGAAAGGAUUAAUUGCUGGGCUGGAACCAAUCAAUUUUAUCACCUUGGCAACACCACAUCUUGGUGUCAGAGGGAAAAAACAGCUUCCAUUUCUAUUUGGAGUUCCUAUCUUAGAGAAACUUGCAGCACCAAUUGCUUCCUUUGUGGUUGGUCAAACUGGUAGACAGCUCUUUCUUACAGAUGGCAAACCCAACAAACCACCUCUUCUACUUAGAAUGGCAUCCGAUAGUGAUGAUGGUAACUUCAUAUCAGCCCUUAGUGCUUUCAAAUGCCGGGUGCUUUAUGCUAAUGUAUCUUAUGACCAUAUGGUUGGUUGGCGUACAUCCUCUAUAAGAAGGGAGACAGAACUUUGCAAGCCUCCUCGGCGAUCUUUGGACGGCUACAAGCAUGUUGUAGAUAUGGAGUACUGUCCGGCUGUUCCAUCUGAAGGUCCUCAUUUCCCUCCUGAGGCAGCCAAAGCAAAAGAGGCAGCCCAAAAUGCACCUAGCAUGCAGAACACAUUGGAAUACCAUGAAAUUAUGGAAGAGGAAAUGAUACGUGGCUUACAGCAGGUCAGUUGGAAGAAAGUUGAUGUUAGCUUUCACUCAGCAUUUUGGCCUUUCUUAGCUCAUAACAAUAUCCAUGUAAAGAAUGAAUGGUUUCACAAUGCUGGAGCUGGAGUAAUUACUCAUGUGGCGGACCACAUAAAGCAACAAGAGAAGCAACAGGAACGCCCCUUAUUUAUUACUGCUAGUUUGUAGCUUAUGC
Messenger RNA from Solanum verrucosum, 1268 nucleotides. Its product is annotated as lipid droplet phospholipase 1-like. The transcript has a single exon. Lineage: Eukaryota; Viridiplantae; Streptophyta; Magnoliopsida; Solanales; Solanaceae. The record is from RefSeq and is a predicted model, not a curated record. Bases 176 to 1261 code for a protein of 361 amino acids.